AUGGCUGCACAGGAGUUACGCUGGCUCACUUACCUGCUGACUGACUUGGGAGAGCGGCCUCGUUCUCCUCCAAUUCUCUCUCAUUCGUUCGUACCGUCCCCCCUCUUUUCCCCCCGUCACGUCGCCUUCCCCCCGUCGCGUCGCGCCUGCCCUUUCCCCCCAUCGCGUCGCUUUCCCCUUAUCGCGUCGCGCCCGCCCUUUCCCCCCGUCGCGUCGCGCCCUUUCCCCCCGUCACAUCACGCCCGCCCUUUCCCCCCGUCGCGUCGCGCCCUUUCCCCCCGUCGCGUAGCGCCCCCCCUUUCCUCCCGUCGUGUCGCGCCCGCCCUCUCCCCUCGUCGCGUCGCCCGUCCCCGCAGCGCCCGCCGCUGUCGCGCGCGGCCGCGCUCGUCGCCGUCGUGCCUGCCGUCGUCGCCCGCCCCCGCGCGCCUCGCUGCGGCGCCCGCCGCCGUCGCCCGCCGCUGCGCGCGUCGUCGUUGCACCCCCUAUCGUCGCCCGCUGCGCGCGCUGCUGGCCCCUGCUGCCGAGCGCGCUGCCGUCGCCCGCUGCUGCGCCCGCUCCCGUUGCCCGCUGCUUCGUCUGCUGUUAGCUCCUGCUGUCACGCCCGCUGUGGCGUCCGCUCCUCCCCUGUCCCAGAGCCCUGCCCCUGACGACGCCGCUAGAGCCCACUUUGCCACCCAGCGAGCUGAUCAGACGGCUUGGACGUUGCGUGACGCUGCGGCCUGCAUCGCGCUCAGCAGCCUCCUCCCUGAGUCUGAGGAGGUCCACUUCACUCAGGUUCGCACCGCUGCUGAGUACCUCACUGCGAUUAAGGCCCGCUACUCUACUCCCGCUACUGUCUCUCUUGGCCGCCUUUUCCUCCCGUUCCUGUUUCCUGAUCUCGCCUCUUUUGAGCGCUCUGCUGACUUGAUCACUCACCUCCGCUCGCUCGACGCUAGUUACCGCGCUGCUUGCACUGAGGCACAGCUUGCACUGCUUCCUCCCCCCAUGGCGAUUACUAUCUAUUUCAUCGCCACUAGCCUCCCUGACCACCUUGCCUUCGUUCGUGACGCACUUCUGCUGGAGCACCCUAGUAAGCUCACCGUCGAGGUCCUUGAGUCUGCGCUCAAGGACGUCGAGAGCAACCUUCGCUCUGUAGCCGCUGCCUCUGGUGCUGUGCCCCCCCCACUCUUCCACGGGUGCACAGUCCCGCAGUUACCCACCUUUACUGCCUCUCUUGCCACUGCCGCUACUGACGCGACUGCAGCUGCUGUUACGACUGCGUCGCGGUCCCGCGGUAGGGGUGGCAAGAAAGGCGGUUCUGGUGGUGGUAGUGGAGGCGGAGGUAGUGGAGGUGGCGUUGCGACUGGCGGUGGUGGGAGUGCAGGGCCUGGAGAGGCGUCUCGUGCAGCGACUGGUGACUCCACUGCGCCUGCUGGUGGUGGCGACGCCCGAGUUCGUCAGUCGCCUCCUGUACUGCCGGCCCCGCUAGGUGGAGCAGCGGCGUGGUACCAGGCUCAGCGUCAGCAGCAACAGCAGCCCCUCUACUCCCAGCAGCCUCAGCAGCAGCAGCGGCCGCAGCUGGCUCCGGGGUUAGGGCUACGUCAGACCCAGCGCGGUGCUGCUUACCCUCCCUGCACCUAUCAGGUUCUGACAGGUGCUCGCCGGGGCCACCCUUGUGGCCGCCUUCACCCCCCUGGUCAGUGCUUUGCUCAGCUCACUGACACGGUUCGUUUGGUCUACGGGGUUGGCGUUCCUGUCCCUGACUGGCUUCCUCUUGUUCAGCGUUACGGCUCCGCUCUGUGGGGCAUGUCUGCUGAGCAGUUAGCAGAUCUGAUUGCUUAG
Molecule: messenger RNA, 1821 nt
Organism: Closterium sp. Yama58-4
Lineage: Eukaryota; Viridiplantae; Streptophyta; Zygnematophyceae; Desmidiales; Closteriaceae
Source: the annotation of a GenBank genome assembly